AUGCCCCCAUCCGCAGACCUAGCAACCCAACCCCCGGCCGAGGCACCGCCUAAAACCGCCCCGAAGCAAGCGCCGCACGCUCAGGGCUCCGAAGAGAAGACCCCCUUACAAGCCAUAAGCCAUGGCAUUUUGAUGGACGGCAUCCCAACCUUCUCCUCCCUUGCCGAGCACCGCAAACACAUCCUCAUCCACACUGCCGCCACCUUCCGCGACUUCGCGCGCAAAGGCUUCACCGAAGGCCAAGCGGGCCACAUCAGCGUCCGUGACCCGGAGUUCGAGGAUUACAUCUGGAUGAACCCUCUCGGGCGGCACUUCGGUCUCAUGACAGCCGGCGACAUGAUCUGUUUAGAUAUGCACACCGGUGCGGUCGUAGGUGGUAACAAUACCCGCCCCGCCAACGCCGUAGGCUUCCAAAUCCAUUCCGCGAUCCACAAGGCGCGGCCGGAUGUCGCGGCCAUCUGCCACGCGCACACGAAUGCGGGCCGCGCGUGGAGCGUGUUUGCACGGCCGUUGGAGAUGCUGAAUCAGGAUGUUUGUAAUUUCUAUCAGGCGCAUGCGGUGUAUGCGGAGUAUGGGGGAAUUGUGUUUGCGGAGGAGGGGGGGAGGAAUAUUGCGAGGGCUUUGGGGGAGGGGAAUAAGGGAGUUAUCCUGAUGAACCACGGGUUACUCACCGUCGGCCACACAGUCGAUGAAGCGGGCUACAUGUUCGGCCUCCUCGACCGCGGCUGCCGUAUCCAGCUCGACGUCGAGGCAGCGUGUGCGGGUAAUCCGGGGCUGAAGCGGAAUAUCAUUUCUGACGAGGAGGCGUCGUAUAACAUGAAGAUGGCGAGUGAGAAGCAUGUUUUGUAUCGGGAGGCGCAGCCGGAUCUGGAUUAUAUCUUUGAGACGCAGGGGAUGGAGGUCGUGGCGAGGGGGGUGGAUAAUAUGGUUAUUGAUGGGCCGGGUGGGGAUUAA
Messenger RNA from Pseudogymnoascus destructans, 954 nucleotides. RefSeq lists its product as uncharacterized. The transcript is spliced from 4 exons. Lineage: Eukaryota; Fungi; Ascomycota; Leotiomycetes; Thelebolales; Thelebolaceae. The record is from RefSeq and is a predicted model, not a curated record. Gene Ontology annotation, cellular component: cytoskeleton. The coding region runs from base 1 to 954 and encodes 317 amino acids. Gene Ontology annotation, molecular function: actin filament binding.